Molecule: messenger RNA, 14275 nt
Organism: Photinus pyralis (common eastern firefly)
Lineage: Eukaryota; Metazoa; Arthropoda; Insecta; Coleoptera; Lampyridae
Gene: Dhc98D
Product: dynein heavy chain 10, axonemal
Exons: 21
Coding region: 29-14188 (4719 amino acids)
Biological process (GO): microtubule-based movement
Cellular component (GO): dynein complex
Molecular function (GO): dynein intermediate chain binding; dynein light intermediate chain binding; ATP binding
Source: RefSeq, a predicted model, not a curated record
AGUAAAUUUCCAUUUCACAUAUUUUAAAAUGGACGAUAUACGAUUCGAAUGGUUCAGGGAGAGAGUCACCAAAUCCUUGGGUCUGUCAAAUGGCGAUUAUUUUGAGAAGUUAUUAAAAGCCCACGAAGAAAUAGAGGAUGAGCUGUACCAUUUUUUAAGCCGGAGUGUUACUCGUUCUGAUGACAUGGAAAAGAAAUUGGUUUAUUUUUAUAGAAUACCCUUCGACAUAAUUACCGAGGAGGAAAUCUUAGUUCCAGAAAUCGUUCAAACACCGGAACCAGAACCUGCAGCCCCUCCCCAAAGCGAAUUUAAAUCAGAAACUGAAAUUCAAUCAGACCAAGGAGAAGAAGAUGAGGAAGAAAUCAGGGAGGAAGAGACAGUUUCCCAAGCAGGAAGACCAGAUUCCGGCAAAAAACGGAAAGGUGUCAAAAAUGCGGAACCUGUAGAACCGCCGCCAAAAUCUCCAGAAAUUGUUUACGUAAGAAAAGUUAUACAAACCGUAAAAGUGGAUUACACAAUUCAAGCUGCAUUUGGCGCCACAUGUGAUAGACUGAGUAAAUGCAAGCAAAUCAUUUACUUUUUAAGAAACACGGCGGAACCUGUCCCAAUGUUUGAUACUUGGGAAGACGCGCUCGCUGAAAUGCCCAGUUACUUUUUGAUAGGCUCCUGCAACUCAAAUUUCCUAACCUCCCUUCAUCUGCUUACAAGAGACGUGUACGUGCCUCUUGUCGAAACCCAAUUCAAGGAACCGGCAUCGUUGAAAAAACGAAAACCGAGGCAAGAUACAGGAGACGUCAAAGCUGAACCGAUUUCAUCUGGCGCACUUGCAACUGAUUUCAAACGACCCUCCGAUUAUCGAAGAUUAUCGUUGUCUAUUCAAAAGUCAAUGCAACAAUCUCAAAAUUCAACCGAACCAAUCGCCGUUGAAAGUAUGGACACGUCUUCUGAGCCUACCCCGACCAAAUCAGAAUUUCUAAACGAUUUAUGGGAUUUUAUUAAAGCUUUAGACUGGACUGUACAGCACGUCCAAGACGAUAUUCAGUUACCAUUAGGCGAAAUACCCGAUUUAUUCAAUCUAGACGAUGAGACAUUCAUUCAAGAAACGUCACGAGUUGAAGCGUUGGAGGACGUUAUAAUGUCGUGGGAGUCACAUAUAAUGAAAGUUAUCGAAACUUCGCUGACUAAGGUGCCAUCCGGAAACGGGCCUAUACCCGAAUACGAUUAUUGGCGAGAACGCGAGGCGGCUUUAAGUAAGCUAGUUGAACAGCUCAAAAAACCAACACUUGUACGAAUACUACAAUUGUUGAAAAUGGCGCAAUCGGAUAUAAGUAAUGGCUUCGAUCAUUAUAAAAACGAAUUGAUGAAAUACUACAUCCAAGCACGGGAUAAUGUUAAAAUUUUAUUUACGGUUUUAAGACAUUUCAAGACUGUAACGUUCAGUGAAGAUUUUAAAAAGGUUAACGAAUGCUUGCCCAGUCUCAUGGACGGAUUGCAUAUGGUGUGGGUAUUAUCUCGGUACUAUUGCACCGAUGAGCAAAUGGUGCCUUUGCUUGAGAGAAUAUCUUGGUGCCUCUGUGAGAAAACUAAAAUUGCGUUAAAUACGGAAACAUUAUUCAGAAAAUCCGUUUCGGAAAUUCGCCAAGAGACAGGAGACGCCAGAGACAUGUUACGCACUUGGUACAUUUGCUACAUGGAUACUAGGAAUAAAAUAGAAAAUUCUGGAAAAGGUCAGCGAUGGGAAUUUAACAGGCACAAGCUCUUCGACAAUACCGAGUUCAUUGCGAGCGUUGCUGAAAAUCUGAAUGAGGUCGCAACAGUAAUGGUACAUUUCAAUAACAUAUUUGGACCGGAGCUAAGGGCGAUUGUUAUCGAUCCGCAAAAAGUUGAUCAAGUAACUAGAAGAGUCGAUAACUUAGUGGUCCCCAUUGAAAAUCUCGAUUUCGACCUGUUCCUGUCGAAAAAUAAAGAAAAUUGGGAGGCCAUCAUGAACGACUUUUAUAAAGAAGUCAGAAUUUUAGAAAGGGAAGCGGUAACGUUUAUUAAUCAAAGCUUCAAGAUGUUAAGAUUGGCCGAAAAAGCCUUACACGUGCUAAUUAAGUUUGUCCGUAUGGAAACGCGACAAGUCAUAAAGGACUUACUGUUGACGAAAUUCGACGUUAUCAUGGAACAAUUUAUACAAGAGAUCGUUAUGGUGGAAGAUCUAUUUAUGAGAAAUAGACGUCAUCCUCUCUUGUGCAGGGAUAUGCCACCCCACGUUGGUGCCAUGUUUUGGGCGCGACUGUUGUUUAUGAGGCUGAAGCAGCCCGUGCUCAAAUUCCAAACUGUACAGGAACUAAAUGACUCGACUUUGAAAAAGGAAGCGUUCCAGUACUACUUGAAAGUAGCGAAACUUAUUAAAAACUACGAAAAGAAUAAGUAUGAACAGUGGUGCAAUGAUGUCAUGCCUAUCAUUACUUCAUCAAUGAAGAUGAAUAUUCUAAAAAUUUCUAACCAAUUGUUCCGGAAAAGAAAACCACUCAAGUUGGGUGCUACUAGAGGAGUGAAAUGGUUGACCAGUAUAAAACCACCGGUAAAUUUGGCGGACAAGUUAAGUAAAGAGAAGAGGCAAACUUGGAUCGAACUGAUGGGCGACUUUGUUAUGUCGGAGCACACUCUGCAUUUUUCUGAAAAUUUCAAUUUGAAACUUUUCGAUGCAAUUACUGGCGCUGGGCUGAUGGAGGUUCUCAACUACCCUCUUCCUCAGGAAGUUAGCUUAGUCACCAUUCAGAAGGAACGUUUGCAUAAUGAUAUGGUGGCCGUCAAAGAAUUUAUACAUGACUAUAACACAAUUAUUCAAAACUUGUCUAUAUCGCAGUUGCAGUUUUUACGAAACCAUAUACGAGAAGCGGAAAUAAACAUCCAGCCUGGAAUUUCAAGAAUCAUCUGGACUUCUUUGGGAAUUCAAGAUUACGUAGCCAGCUGCCGGCUAAUUAUAAAAACCUUGUCAUCGUUAGUUCAACAGAUGAACCAUGUGGAAGUCGAUCUGACCAAUCGAAUUCAAAAUUUAGCGUCGUUCAACUUGUUUUACUUUAAGCCCAUAACCGAGGAGCCUACGAGGUUGCCGUGCCGAGAAUUCUUUCUGGAGAUGAAUACGGUACGCACUGAACGCGUUUGUCAAAUGGCAAAGUUGUACGAAACAAUGAGUCUGAUUUUAAUGAAGUUGGAAAACCUUAUUUUGGAGACAAACACUGGAAAAUCAAAGUUGAUGACCAAUUACUACGCGUUUUGGGAGAACAAGAUUUACUCUUCCCUUACAAAAAUGACUCUUCAAAAUACACAAACAUUUAACGAACACAUUUUGAAGAAGACCAUUCUCUUCCAAGUGGAUGCCGUUCUAUCAGAACCCGAUGUAAUCUUGUUCCCCACUCCGACCGAAAUUUACAAUACAAUAUUGCGCAGCGUUAAAGAUUUUUUGACUAGGUUAAAAAGUUUCAAGCGCUGGAUGAAUGGCACAUGUCUCGUGUGUCCACCGCAGAAGAUGGACGGCAACGAGGAUCAUUUUGAAUUCACAUUUUACGACGACGUAAUGCAAGUGCCCCAAGUAAAUAACGUAAUUAGUGUGAUCCAAGAAACAGCAUAUAAAAGCAUCUUGAACGUACACAGAUACAUUCAGGGAUGGAAAAGGUUUAGAAACCUUUGGAACUUUGACAAGGAAAUUACGUGCUCGCGAUUCGUAUCCAAAAACCUAUCCCUCACAAUGUUCGACGAGAAGUUCACAUUUUACGCAUCCAUCAUCUCAGACUUGAGACAACGCAAAGGGUUCGACGACAUUGGUCCAAUACGAGUCAAUUUACUUCCACUAAUCGACGCGAUUUGUGAACAUUCGUGGCGUUGGAAAGUCACUCUGGGUCAGAAAUUGGCGGAGAUUACAAAAGAAAAAAUGUUGACCCUAAAAGCUACAAUAGCAGAAUUAAGACUAAUAGUAAAUCGAAAUAUCAAAGGUUUAGAAUUGUUUAAAGCCAUCAUGCAAGCAAUUGCUACAAUCCUGCGCAUGAACAUAUCAGCCGAAAUUGAGUAUCUCAUUUAUCAGGAGACGUACAGAGUUCUCAAACAACAUGAUCUACCUUACGAUACCGCCGAUGAAGAACUAGCCCAUUCACUGCAAGAGGAUUGGAAAUCGUUGUAUUUAUCGGCGAUUUAUCGAACGCAAACUCUCGAAACGACAAAGGAAAGGUUUGCGCAAAUUACUCUUACGGAAAUUCGGGAAUUUUGUAACAGUCUGGCAGAAUUUAUUAAACAGUUUGAUGCCGAGGGACCUGGCGCCGUGGGCGACGAUUUGGAUAAAGGCGUCCGGCUUAUGGAGGAGUACGGUAAAAUGUUUGAGGAAUUAGAAGCCCGUAGAAUUGAUUUAAUGACAGCCGAGAUGCUUUUCGACAUACCCCUAGCGGAUUAUUCAGACUUUCUGAGAACAAAGCAAGAUUUCGCGAACAUGGAGUUGGUUUACAAGAUCUAUAAGUUGCAAAAGCAGGGCAGGGAGGUUUGGGGUAGAACUCUAUGGGCGAACUUAAAUCCACAAGCUCUUGUUGACGGAAUUGAAGGUUUCAUAAAGGAUUUCCGGAAGCUUCCAAAGGCGGCUAGAACACAUCCGGUUGGGCUACAGCUGGAUUUGAAAAUGAAGCAGUUUAAAAACGUGGUGCCCCUCAUGGUCGCGUUGAAGAACGAAGCUUUAAGAGAGCGGCAUUGGAAACAGUUGAUGGUAAAAACUGGCCAAUUCUUUGAUAUGGCGCCUGACCGAUUUACGCUUGAUAAUAUGUUUGCCAUGCAAUUGCACAAAUACCAAGAUAUCGCGGAAGAGAUUAUCAAUAACGCUGUGAAGGAAUUAAGUAUUGAGAAAGGAGUGAGAGAUGUUGCCGAAAUAUGGGCAACGAUGGCAUUUAUCAUUAACAAGCAUACGAAAGGAACUGAGGAUCGAGGAUUUAUUUUGGGCCCCGUCGAUGAUAUAAUGGCGACACUUGAUGAUAAUUUGAUGAAUUUGCAGAGUAUGGCCGGUUCGCAGUUUAUCGGUCCUUUUUUGCCGAUAGUUCAGAAAUGGGAGAGAAGUUUGGCUAACGCCAGCGAAGUUAUAGAUGAGUGGCUUUCUGUGCAACGCAAAUGGAUGUACUUGGAAGGCAUAUUUGUGGGAGGUGACAUUAGGAUUCAGUUGCCCGACGAAGCGAGGAAAUUUGAUGAUAUUGAUAAGACAUUUCGUAGAAUCAUGGCUGAAGUAGCGAAAAAGCCGAUCGUACUAGAAACGUGCAGUGCCAGUGGGCGAUUGGUCGAAUUCCAAGGAUUAGGUCUUGGUUUGGAUAGAUGCCAAAAGUCCUUAAACGACUAUUUGGAUUCGAAGCGAAGACGGUUUCCACGAUUUUAUUUCAUUUCAACAGACGAGCUGCUGUCAAUUUUGGGCGGAAGUGAACCGGAUGUAGUGCAAGAUCAUAUGGUGAAAAUGUUUGACAAUAUUAAAUCUUUAAGAUUAGGAAGGGACAGCGAUGAUCGUGCAAUUGCCAGUGCGAUGAUCUCAACAGAGGGGGAAGUAAUGAAUUAUCGCUUCAAUGUCUUCACCGAAGGCAAGGUCGAAGAGUGGAUGAACGAUGUUUUAGGCGAAAUGCGCCGAUCAAACCGUUUCAUAACAAAGUCGGCAAUAUAUUACUAUGGAAAAAUACGUCGUCCGCGAACAGAAUGGAUGCUGGAUUACUUAGGAAUGGUUUGUCUGGUUGGAAAUCAAGUUUGGUGGACUGCUGAAGUGGAAAAUGUAUUUGCUAAAAUUAAAAAAGGCGAUAAACGCGCAAUGAAAGAGUACUUAGAGCAACUAAACAAGCAGCUUGAUGAGAUCGUACUAACAGUGAGGGGUUAUCUUACCUCUAAUGAAAGACUCAAAUUUAAAACCGUUGCAACGGUCGAGGUCCAUGCACGAGAUAUAGUUGAAGGGUUUGUUCGUGAUAGCGUUACGGAUGCACAAGAAUUCGAGUGGGAAAGUCAGUUACGUUUUUACUGGGUGAAUAAUUUGGACAAUCUCUGGGUCAGGCAGUGCACUGGCUCCUUCGAAUAUGGUUACGAAUAUAUGGGAUUAAACGGACGUCUUGUCAUUACCCCAUUAACCGAUAGAAUCUAUUUAACAAUUACACAAGCCCUAACAAUGCAUUUGGGAGCAGCACCUGCCGGUCCUGCUGGUACAGGGAAAACCGAAACGACGAAAGACCUAGCAAAAGCGAUGGCCUUAUUGUGCGUGGUAACAAAUUGUGGAGAGGGAAUGGAUUUUAAAGCAAUCGGUACAACACUGGCCGGAUUGGCACAGUGUGGAGCGUGGGGUUGCUUCGAUGAGUUUAACCGAAUUGACAUAUCAGUCUUAUCCGUAAUAUCUACCCAGUUACAAACUAUUCGCAGUGCACUCGUGAUGAAAGUAAAGAGAUUUAACUUUGAAGGUGUCGAGAUUGAUCUCGAUCGUAAAGUUGGCAUAUUCAUCACGAUGAAUCCGGGGUACGCCGGGCGAACUGAGCUACCGGAAUCUGUAAAGGCGCUAUUUCGACCGGUGGUUUGUAUUUUGCCUAACUUGGAAAUGAUUUGCUUGAUAUCGCUAUUCUCCGAUGGUUUCCUGGAAGCGAAGGUUUUAGCUAAAAAGAUGACAGUCUUGUAUAAACUGGCGCGUGAGCAAUUGUCGAAACAGUUCCACUACGAUUGGGGAUUAAGAGCAUUGAAUGCGGUGCUCCGCAUGGCUGGGGUGUUAAAAAGAGGUUCGCCCGAUAUUUCGGAAACCCUAGUUCUAAUGCGUGCCUUGAGAGACAUGAAUUACCCCAAAUUUGUGUUCGACGACGUCCCUCUAUUCUUGGGAUUGAUUCAAGACCUUUUCCCAGGAUUAGAUUGCCCACGAGUGGGCUAUCCCAGUUUUAAUUCGGCCGUUGAGAAAUAUUUACUCAGCAAGGGGUACAUGGUUUUGCCAAUACAAGUCGAUAAAGUUGUACAGCUGUACGAGACCAUGAUGACAAGGCAUUCGUCGAUGCUGGUUGGGCCCACUGGUGGGGGAAAAUCGGUUGUGAUUGAUACACUGUGCGGCGCGCAAGUGCUGUUAGGUUUACCCACUCGUGUAUCAGUCUUGAAUCCCAAAGCAUGCUCCGUCAUCGAACUGUACGGAAUUUUAGAUACCGUAACGCGAGACUGGACGGAUGGGUUGCUAUCGAAUAUAUUUAGGGAAAUGAAUAAGCCUACGGAAAAAGAUGAGCGUAGAUACAUUCUUUUCGAUGGCGACGUAGACGCGCUUUGGAUUGAAAAUAUGAAUUCCGUGAUGGAUGACAACAAACUGCUGACUUUGGCAAACGGCGAAAGAAUUAGACUGCAACAACCCACCUGCGCUCUUUUAUUUGAAGUAGGCGACUUAGCUUACGCGUCGCCUGCUACCGUCUCAAGAGCCGGCAUGGUAUACGUGGAUCCGAAAAAUUUAGGUUAUGAACCUUUCUGGGAUAAAUGGGUAAAAUCGCGAACCUACCAACCAGAGUUUGACGUAUUUCAAAAGUGCUUCGAGAAUUACAUUCCUAGUACCUUAGCGUAUGUCAUUUCCGGAGUACUGGGAACGCAGCAGGUUUCCCCUCUCAAAACAGUCAUACCACAAACCGGCUUGAAUAUGAUAACACAAUUGUGUUUCAUGAUCGAUUCGAUGUACCCUCAACCGAUUGAGGACGCACGCGACCCGGAAGAGGAAAUCGACGAGGGCCCAAUUGAAGCUAUCUUCUUGCAUGCUCUGUACAACUCUGUAGGAGCAUCACUAGUCGGAGUUGGAAGGCUGGAGUUUGACCAGUUUGUAAAGAAAAUAUGUUCAUUAUCAACCAUUGAAGACUCGUCGGAGAAACGAGCACAGAUGCGUCAACUUCCAACAGCUUACGAAACAAUGUACGACUAUUGCCUGGAUAUUAAAAACAAUCAGUGGGUUGCAUGGGAUUGGCUAGUUCCCGAAUACAUCCAUGACCGUGAAAGAAGGUUCACAGAAAUUUUGGUGCCUACCGUAGAUACCGUGAGGAUUACUUACGUUUUAAAACUUAUGAACGAGAUUCGUCGACCGGUAAUCCUAGUCGGGGAGACGGGCACAUCAAAAACGGCUAUCAUUCAAGAUUUCCUACGCCAAUUAAACCCCGAAGUUGUUGUGCUAAUGAAUAUUAACUUCUCCUCUCGUACUUCCUCCAUGGACGUACAGAAAAACAUCGAAUCGGUCGUAGAGAAACGAACGAAGGAUAUAUUUGGUCCACCAAUCGGGAAAAAGUUAUUAUGCUUCAUCGAUGACAUGAAUAUGCCACAAGUAGACGAUUACGGUACCCAACAACCAAUAGCCUUGCUGAAAUUGCUUUUCGAGAAAGGCGGAUUUUACGACCGUGGCAAAGAAUUAAAUUGGAAAACAAUAAAAGAUAUUAGCUACUUUGCCGCGAUGGGGAUAGCUGGAGGAGGUCGGAACGAAGUCGAUCCUCGCUUUAUUUCCAUGUUUACCGUGUUUAAUUUAGUUUUCCCAUCCGAUUCGACCCUUCUUCACAUAUAUUCAUCCAUAUUGGAAGGUCAUCUGGUUAUUUUCAACGAAGAAGUGCAAAUAUCGAAAAUACUUAUAACCAUAACCUUAAACUUGUACAACAUAAUCAUUACGGAGCUGCCGCCGACUCCGAGCAAAUUUCACUAUAUUUUUAACAUGCGAGACUUAUCUCGCAUAGUCUGUGGUCUUUGCAUAAUUGUCCCCAAAUUCUACGCCGAAAAGCAUCAAAUUGUCCGUGUAUGGCGAAACGAGUUCCAGAGGGUUAUCUGCGAUCGACUUAUCAACACUGAGGAUCAACAGUUGAUGCAGAAACAUAUAAUUACUCAGUUGGACAGAUUUUUCGCGAACCAAGAACCCGAUGGAGAUGAGGAAAAUGAAGAAAUGGAGGCCGAAGAAAAGGUCGAUAUACUUGAAUACGCGAUGAGGAACCCUCUACUAUUUGGUGACUACAGGAACGCUUUAAAUGAAGAGGAACAACGUUGUUACGAAGACUUGCUAGACUACGAAGCGGUCUAUUAUCUAAUGCAAGAGAUUAUGGACGAAUAUAACGAACGCAACGAAAAACUCAGUAUUGUGCUGUUCGAUGAUGCCUUGGAGCAUUUGACGCGCAUACAUCGCGGAUUACGCUUGAUAAAGGGCCACGUUAUGGUUGUUGGCGUGGGAGGAAGCGGUAAAGGGAGUUUAACAAGGUUGGCGGCCUUCACGGCUGGAUGCGAGAUGUUUGAGAUUUCCCUAUGUCGCGGAUACGGCGAGAUGAACUUUAAAGAAGAUUUAAAGAAGCUAUUCAACAUACUAGGAAUCGACCGUAAGAGUACAGUGUUUUUGUUUACUGCCGCACAAAUUGCGGAAGAGGGUUUUCUCGAGUUUAUAAAUAACAUUCUAAUGAUCGGGAUGGUACCCUCACUAUUCAGCGAUGAAGAUAAGGAUCAAAUUGUCGGUCAAUGCAGAAAUGCGGCAAGAGAUGCGGGUUAUGGAGUGGCUAAAGAUGGUGUUUGGAAUUACUUUCUAAAUAAGUGCAGUGACAAUCUCCAUGUAGUUCUAUCUAUGUCUCCGACCGGAGAAACACUCAGUAAAAGAUGUAGGAGCUUUCCGGGUCUCGUCAAUAAUACCUGCAUCGAUUGGUUGUUCCCUUGGCCUCCACAAGCAUUGGUGGCCGUAGCUUCCGUGUUUCUGAAAGAUAAUCCUAAAAUUCCUGUCAUGUACAGAGAGGUUAUUGUCGAACACGUGGUCUUCGUGCAUCAGACUGUAGGACAAUUCACAUCAGACUUCCUAGUCAAGUUGCGGAGGAAAAACUUUGUAACUCCAAAACAUUACCUGGAUUACAUAAAUACUUACCUGAGGCUACUGGAAGAAAAAAAUAACUACAUCACCUCCCAAUGCAAUCGCCUUUUGGGAGGAUUGGUGAAAAUUGAAGAAGCUAGUGGAGAAUUGGAAAUUCUUAACGCAAAGCUUGCUGUUCAAAAAGUAAUCGUAACCAAGGCAACUAAAGAAUGUGAGGCGAUGCUGGUUGAAAUAGAAGAAGGCACGAAUAAAGCAACGUAUAAAAAGGACGUGGCGUCAACCCGUAGCGUUGAAAUCGCCGAACAAUCGAAAAUAAUUGCCGUCGAACAAGCGGACGCGGAAGAGGCGUUAUCCGCAGCACUCCCCGCCUUGGAAAUGGCCAGACUCGCACUUGCCGAGCUCGAUAAGUCUGACAUUACUGAAAUUCGUUCAUUUGCAACACCUCCGGAAGCUGUCCAAAUAGUAUGCGAAUGCGUCGUGAUCAUCCGAGGUAUUAAGGAGGUGUCGUGGAAAAGUGCCAAAGGCAUGAUGUCCGAUCCAAGCUUUUUGAGGACAUUACAGGAAUUGAAUUGCGACGUCAUUACGCAAAACCAAGUGAAGGCAGUCAAGGCGCACCUAACUAAGUCGAAAAAAUUGGAUGACAUGCAAAACAUUAGUAAAGCAGGCUUCGGUUUGCUCAAAUUCGUGCAGGCAGUCUUAGGCUACUGCGCCGUAUUUAAAGAGGUUAAGCCAAAGAAAGAAAGAGUCGAACAAUUGCAGAGAGAAUUUGACGCGGCAAAGAAAAGUCUGGAAAAAUUACAGAAUGAAAUUGCCAAACUUGAGUCGGCCCUAGCGAAACUCAACGAGAAGUACGAAAUCGCGAUGAAGAGGCGUCAGGAGCUACAAGAAGAAACUGAUAUAAUGAUGAGGCGGCUAAAUGCUGCCGAUAGGUUGAUAUCGGGUCUAAGUUCCGAACAGGCACGAUGGACGAUAGAUUUGGCAAACUUGCACACUGGUCAAGAGCGGUUGCUGGGAAACUGUCUCUUAUGCGCUUCGUUUUUAAGUUAUACAGGACCGUUUAGUUUUGAGUUUCGAAAAGACAUGAUUUACGACGCCUGGCAAAGUGAUAUAGUAAACAAGGAAAUUCCGGUAACGACACCUUUUCGAAUAGAAGUCCAGUUAACCAACGACGUUGAAAUAAGCAAGUGGAACUCUGAAAACUUACCUCCAGAUGAGCUGUCCGUACAAAAUGGUAUACUUACCACGCAAGGAUCUCGCUUCCCCUUAUGCAUCGACCCUCAACAGCAAGCAUUAAAUUGGAUUAGGAAGAAGGAGGAGAAAUUUAAUCUGAAGAUACUCAGUUUCAACGAUUCUGAUUUUUUGAAGUAUGUUGACAUGGCAAUUAAGUAUGGAUCGUCGAUCUUGUUUCAAGAUGUCGACGAUUAUAUCGAUCCAGUUGUAGACAAUAUCUUAGAGAAGAACAUCAAAGUUGUAAGUGGUCGGGUGUUUGUUCUUCUCGGCGAUAAGGAGGUAGACUAUGAUCCCAAUUUUCGUAUGUACCUUACGACGAAACUGGCCAAUCCUACGUUUAAUCCGGCAGCUUACGCCAAAGCGGUCGUCAUAAAUUACAUGGUAACUUUGUCUGGUCUCGAAGAUCAGCUACUUAGCGUAGUUGUUCGUAAUGAACGAGCAGAUUUGGAAGAGCAACGAGAAAGUUUAAUUGCUGAAACGAGCGAAAAUAAAAAUUUGUUGCAGCAGUUGGAAGAUUCACUAUUGAGAGAGCUAUCUACUUCUACUGGAAAUAUGUUGGAUAACGUGGAGUUGAUAAACACUUUGGAAAACACAAAGACCAAAGCUUCGGAGGUAAUGAAUAAGUUGGCAUUAGCGCAGCAGACCGGUGUAGAUAUCGACCGUUUGCGUGAUGGAUAUCGUUCGGUUGCGAAACGAGGAGCGAUACUGUUCUUUGUAUUAUCGGACAUGGCUACAGUGAAUGCCAUGUACCAGUUUGCUUUGUCCUCCUACUUAGAAGUAUUCGCGUAUUCGUUAAGAAAAGCCUUACCACAUACAGUCGUUGCAAAGCGCCUUCUCAAUAUCAUUAAUAGUCUAACUAAGAAUGUGUACGAUUACGGAUGUACCGGCAUGUUUGAAAAGCACAAGCUUCUGUUUUCUUUUCAAAUGACAAGUAAAUUAGAGCUGAGUCACGGCAAUAUAACGCAACCGGAGCUAGAGUUUUUCAUUAAAGGAUGCGUAAGCCUGGAGAAAUCAUCAAAAGUGUGUCCUGCGAGAUGGAUGCCAGCUCAAGGUUGGGAGGAUAUGCUGAAAUUAUCUACAGAUUUCCCUAGCACGUUCGAGAAACUAAUAGAAGAGUUUGCAAAGUCGGUGGAUGAUUGGCAAGUUUGGUUUGAUGCAGACGCACCCGAAUCAAUCGAUUUUCCUAGUGGAUACAGUGAAAAGGCAAAUUGGUUUGAGUCCCUCAUGCUUUUAAGGUGCUUUAGAAUCGACCGAGUGUAUCGAGGCGUUACAAAUUACAUUGUGAACACAAUGGGAGAAGAGUACGUCAUGCCGCCGGUCAUAAGCUUAGACAACAUCUUCGAUCAAAGUAACACCAUGACACCGGUGGUAUUCAUUUUAAGUCCCGGAUCUGAUCCAACCGCGGAACUAAUGAAAUUAGCCGACCGUUGUGGAAUGGGCGGUGGAAAAUUUCGGUACCUCUCCUUGGGACAGGGGCAAGAACCUAUAGCGCUAGGUCUUUUGGAGGUCGCUACUGCGAGAGGACAAUGGCUUAUGCUUCAAAACUGCCACCUACUGAUUGCUUUCGUUAAGGGGUUGGAGAAGCAAUUAGAAAAGAUUAGCAAGCCACACCCCGAUUUCCGCCUAUGGCUAACAACGGAUCCAACGCCGUCCUUUCCUAUUGGAAUACUACAAAAAUCCUUAAAGGUCGUUAUUGAACCUCCAAAUGGAUUGAAACUGAACCUGCGCAACACGUACUUUAAGUUACGCCCGCAAACUUUAGAUGCAUGUCCACAUUCCGCAUUUAAAUCGCUGGUGUACGUCUUGGCGUUCUUCCAUGCUGUCGUUCAAGAGAGAAGAAAGUACGAUAAGAUUGGAUGGAAUAUCAGUUAUGAUUUUAACGAGUCCGACUUUAACGUAUGUGUUCAAAUCUUGGAGAUCUACCUAAAUAAAACCCUAACUUUGAAAGACACACGAAUGCCGUGGAACAGUUUGAAAUACCUAAUAGGAGAGGUGAUGUAUGGAGGUAGAGUUAUAGACGAUUUCGAUCGUCGAAUUGUCACAACAUACAUGAAUGAGUACAUGGGAGACUUUCUAUUCGACACUUUCCAGCCGUUCCAUUUCUAUCACGACAAAAACGUUGAUUAUGUUAUACCAACUGAUGGCAUCAAAGAUGAUUAUAUAGCGGCGAUCGACGAACUUCCCCUAGUCAAUAGUCCAGAAGUAUUUGGUUUGCAUCCAAAUGCGGAAAUUGGUUAUUACACUCAAGCUGUAAAAGAAAUGUGGGAGCAUCUGAUAGAGCUGCAACCACAAACAGGAGGUUCCGGGGAAGGUAUGAGCAGAGAAGAACACAUAAUGAACGUGGCUAAUGACAUACUCCAAAAAAUUCCACCCAUAUACGAGAUAUGGCGAGUGCGCAAGCAUUUUCAACUCGUUAUGACUCCGACGAUAAUAGUUCUCUUGCAAGAACUCGAGAGAUACAACAAAUUAUUGUCAGUGAUGAAGCGUAACUUGCAACAGUUAAAGAAGGCGCUUGUCGGCGAAAUUGGUAUGGACGCCGUCUUAGAUAACGUCGCGAUAUCUUUAUAUAACGGACAGUUGCCAGCAUCGUGGAGAAAAUUGGCACCGGCUACACGUAAAAAUUUGGGCGGAUGGAUGCAACACUUUCAGGCGAGGCAUUCGCAAUACUCAUUUUGGGCCGCGCAGGGUGAUCCAAUGGUGCUAUGGUUGUCGGGUUUGCACAUUCCUGAAACCUACCUGGCCGCGUUAGUCCAAAUAGCGUGUCGUAAGAACAAUUGGCCUUUAGACCGAUCAACAAUAUACACCACCGUAACAAGUUAUUUAAGUCCCAUGGAUGUUGAAGAACGUCCCGAAACGGGCACCUGCUUUAUUCACGGGCUAUACUUAGAAGGUGCGCGCUGGGAUGUAAAGAGGAAAUUUCUUCAAAAAUCCAUACCGAAGAUUCUGAUCGAGGAACUACCGAUUUUAAAUGUCAUACCGAUUGAAUCCUAUCGGUUAAAAUUGCAAAAUACAUUGCGAACGCCUGUGUAUACGACAUCCGCUCGACGUAACGCUAUGGGCGUCGGGCUUGUUUUCGAGGCAGAUUUGGGUACCCCUGAACAUAUAAGCCAUUGGGUGCUACAAGGAGUAUGUUUAGUUUUAAAUACGGAUUAAUAAUGCUUUAGAUUUAGUUUAAAUAGAAUGUUUAUUUUAAUACGAAAUAUUUGGAUUGAGUUGUGUAUUAUAGUAUUUGGGAUUUCC